Messenger RNA from Loa loa (African eye worm), 164 nucleotides. RefSeq lists its product as hypothetical. The transcript has a single exon. The record is from RefSeq and is a predicted model, not a curated record. The annotation marks the transcript as partial. NCBI's taxonomy places the organism in Eukaryota, Metazoa, Nematoda, Chromadorea, Rhabditida, Onchocercidae.
AUGGUGAGUAGGGAGACACUGUUGGCAGCAAACGGGGGACAUCGAGUCCUGGGGAGUUGCGAAGAGAAAAAAGAGAGGAGUCUUUGGCGCCGCGACUCGGCGCGGCCCAUAUAUCAACCUCCGUUUUCUACUUCGACACCUCUUCCAUGCUCCGCUUCUGUCCU